UGGCGUCUGUUUGAUUGUGUGUGUGUGUAUAGUGGCAGCUGACGCGAGGAAAAUAAUGGGAUCAUUAUUUUUUUAUUUUCAUCCUGAUACUCAAAAAUAAAGCUACUCAGUUUACGAAAUGCGAUAUUUGAGUUGGGGGCGGACGUCCUGCUGUUGCAUUUCAAGACAAAAAUGACGAAAAAAAAGUGGGUUUAAAUGCAGUUGUCAUUUCAUGUCAAUUAACUCACAUGCGAUCAACAGAAGUAAUGUGAAUGUGCUAAUGAAUCUUCAUUAUGUGGAUUCUUGAGAGGUUCAGACUGUAAUUUAUGCAAUGGUCAGACACUGAAGCAUGGCCAAGAAGACGGAGGCCAUGCGUGGUUUUAAUGUGUCUGUUGUGGGGUUGUCAGGCACAGAGAAGGAUAAAGGACAAGCUGGAGUUGGCAAAUCUUGCCUGUGCAAUAGGUUCAUGCGCUCACUUGCUGAUGAUUAUAGUGUUGAUCACAUAUCUGUUCUAAGCCAGACUGAUUUCAGUGGACGUGUUGUAAAUAACGAUCAUUUUUUGUACUGGGGUGAAGUUACCAAAUGUUCUGAAGAAAGUAUCGAUUUCCUCUUUCAAGUGAUUGAACAAACAGAAUUUAUAGAUGACGCGUCUUUUCAGCCUUUCAAAGGAAGUAAAAUGGAGCCGUAUGUAAAGAGAUGUAGUGCAACAAAACUGACUUCUGCUGAAAAACUGAUGUACAUAUGCAAGAAUCAAUUAGGCAUUGAAAAAGAAUAUGAACAAAAAGUAUUACCAGAUGGUAAAAUAAGUAUUGACGGUUUCCUGUGUUUGUAUGAUGUGAGUGUUGUACCAGGUAGGACAAUUGAGAAACAAACAGAAAUAGUUACAGCAAUUUUAAACAAUUUGAUAAAAACGAAGAAACCUAUUGUGCUUGUUACAACUAAAAAUGAUGAUGCCAAUGAAACAUAUGUAAAGGAAGCAGAACGACUUGUAGCCAGAAAAGAAUACAAAGGUGCAAUUCCUUUAGUGGAAACAUCUGCCCAUGAAAAUAUCAAUGUAGAUUUAGCAUUUAUUGUCUUAGCUCAGUUAAUUGACAGGACCAAAGGAAGAACAAAAAUUUUGCCAUAUGUAGAGGCAGCUAGAAUUAGGAAAGAAAUUCUUGAACAGUGCACGGAAGCAUAUCAGCGUUUAAUACGUUUACACGUUAAUGAUUAUAGAGCAGUUUGGAGCUAUACUUCAAAAAAGCUUGCACAGCAAGAAGACUUUAUUCGUUUUGUUGAGCUGUUUGGUUUGGAUUGUUCCCAACGACUUUUUCGGCGAUACGUGAAAAAGCUGAAAGAUGAACAUUUAGCAAAGAGAGUCCAGGGCUAUAUGGACAUGCUUCCUGAAAUUUUGCAAGAAAUGGUUCCUGAUAUUUCUUCUCUUCGAGACAGAGAUUGGCCGGCUGUACAACUUCGUCUCAAAGAGCAUCCAGAUUUUAGCCAGUAUUUUUAUGAAUGCCCAGACGAUAUUCCAUGGACAGAAUGUGACCUGACAGAUGUGUCAGAAACACGGAUUCCAUUUGAAGUAUUAGACACAAGUGAAGCAGAAACAGUCUUCAAGAACCAUGUGAAUGCAUUGCAGCAAGAGCAGAAAAGAUUAGAGUGGAAGAAGCAGUUCAAGCAGUUACUUGAGGACACAGGUUAUGUCACUCCAGGUAAACUUUUAUCAGAGGUCCAGGUGCUUUUUAUGGGUCGAGAAUGUUUUGAGGCCCUGUCUGAACAAGAUCGCCAACAAAUAUAUGAUCAGCACCAAAAAGAAAUUGUGGAGAAGGCAAAGCACAAUUUCCAGGAACUACUGUUGGAACAUGCAGAUUUAUUUUACCACUUCAAAAGCAUUGCACCUACUGGAACGAUAACACAGGCUGAUAUUAAGGAAAUAACUGAUGCUUUGCAGGAUGACUCCAGGUACAAAGCAUUAGACAGACUUGAUCAAGAUAGAAAACUGAUGCUUUUCCAACACUUAGGAUUUGUACAUUGUCCUAUUAGAGAGCAUUGUCCAGCCUUCCCCAACUGUAUGGAUGCUCUCAUAGAACGAAUCUUAGGAACAAAAGCUCAUAGGCCAUCCUCUUGGAACCACAACAGCCAGUGGAUCCUAAAUUCUGACAAUAAUCAGCUGAAUCUUGUUAUCCUAGGGAUUGAUGGACUAGCAGAGGAGUUAGCGAAUGAUAUUCGGGAACAGUGUGAUGAUGAUGAAUAUGAAAUAGACUGUAAUUUGUACAGUUUGGAUUAUAGAAUUAUUGAUGGUGAUGUUAGUUUACCCCAGAAUUCUUUCAAGACUUCAAAAUUCUUGCCAAAUGGGUGCUUUUGUGUGUAUUCCAAUCAAGAAUCAUUUGAAUAUGUCCGAGAUAGUUUGGAAAAAACUCUGCUCUCCAAUUUAGAGCAAGAAGAUCGUUUACCAUUUCAAGGUUUACCAAUUGUGAUUUUAUUUGUCGCUGAUCAGUCAGUUGAUGAGAAAGAGGUGCUGAGGUUACAAGAAGAAGGACAAAAUUUGGCUGAUAGUUUACAGUGUCCCUUCAUUGGUGUAUCUGUGGAUGAGAUGGAUCCAUCACAACGGUUUAGUCCUCCAUUGAUAGCAGAAGCACUGCGGCAGCUGAUACAAAGUAUCCAUCACAGAGCAGGCUUUAUAAAUGUCUACCAGUCUGUAUUGGAGUGUUCAGAACCUGAUAUCAGGAUUAUAAUGUGCAUGUUUUGUGGUGAUCCAUAUUCUGUAGAAAAUAUUUUGGGGCCUCUUUUGAGUCACCAGUGCUGCUUUUUAAGUGGAGAUCGAAGUAUAAUUUUAGAAACUUUUUUGGGUGACUCUAAACGCAAAGUUGAGGUUAUCAUUUCUUCAUUCCAUGGUGCCAAUGCAUUUCGUGAGGAAUUGGUCCAUGGCUUCAUCCUAGUCUACUCAACCAAGCGGAAAGCCUCUCUCGCAACUCUCAAUGCAUUCUCAAUGAACAUUCCAAAUUUGCCAAUACAAAUUCUAGCUGUUACUGAUACUGGUGGGGCAAAUGCAUUCUUUAGUAGUGAUCUGAGUCAUUUACUAAUAACUGAGGGAAAUGCUACAGCUGAUAGACUUCAGGCACAUUUUAUGACUUCUACAUCAUCGUGUCAGCAGAAAACUGCCUUUUACACACCAUUCUUCAAGGAAGUUUGGGAGAAGAAACCUGAAAUAGAGCAAGCAUUCCACAUGGAAGAGCCGGUCAAUUUGAAUGACUGCAGUGAGGGCACAUUGGACCACCAGUCGCGUCAUCCACUUCCUCCUCCACGGCAUGAGAGUUACCUUAUCAAGACCGUUGAAUCAAAUGAAGGGAGUGGGUCAGAGAUCUAUGAAAGACUUCCUACAGAUGCAUCAUUGGCAGAUGAUCUGAAUGAACCUUUGUCAUCAACAUUCCCAGAAGACCGUUUACUUAGCCCUAGUGAUGACAGUGAGAUCUAUUCCCAUGUAGAUAUGUAUGGAAGAGACAAUGAACCUCUCCUUAAAUCAAGAGAGACGAAGAAUGCAGAUAAAUUGCAACAAGAUUUUCAGGUGUACCCCCAACCCACCACUCCUCCAGAGCCAGCACCUCCAGACCACAUCCCUCAUCGCCUGCUGAAGCCACCUAUUCUGGCUGCGGGUUCUCAUACCAGCUUGGAAGAUACAACAUCUGACAUAAGUGAUUCACGGGACUCUCUGGUGACACGUGAUUCAGAUAGAGAAGACGGUGUUUGGAUGUCAAGUUACCAACAACACGCCUUCACCACUGGCAGGCGGCAUAUGCCAGUGACCAAGACAAGGCCUAAAGGAAGCAGUCAAACACUAAAGCAACCAGGCAAACUGAAUUUAAAGGAUUUCUCGCUUGUAACAGAUGCAAUAGCUAGAAUGAAUGUUGCUGGCCGUGAAAGUACAGUGAACAAACUCACCAAACAGGCAGGUUUCGGACAUGCGCCUUUGGCAACACCAGAAAAUGUUGAUUUGGGUUCUGAAUAUGCUCAAGUCAAGGAUGCUGUACCCGGCCUUUAUUCUUCAUAUGAUGGAGAGUAUGCAUAUACUUUAGUGCAAGAUGCUGUUGGAACCAACAAUAAAUCAAAACUGAGGCAGAGAAGAGAAAAGGGUCAACCCUCAUAUUCUGAUUCUGACAGUGACUGGAGUUCUCUUGAACGGAGGCAGAGAGCAGCAGAUGCCUACUGCAAAGUAAAUCGAAAGCCUACUCCACAUAAAAGGAUGCGAAAGAAACGUACAGCCAUCCCUGUUCCAACACCUAGAGUGCCAUCUUCUCAACCAUCAGUAACUGCUGAAAAUCUUAAUAUAGCAAACUACCAAUUGAAAGAUGAACAGUCACGCUGUGCAUGUGAUUCCAGUGAAAAAGUUGCAAGUGAAAGUCCGUCAGAUUUUAGUGAUGCAAGUGACCCAGAGCUUUCUGGAUCAGCAACGCAGACACAUUACAAGUAUCCCAAACAUUCCAUACGUAUGAAAAAAAAGGCAGCAAACAUUGCUUCAUCAGGAAUGAUUAACUCAUCUGAGCAUCGUAGCUCAGUUCAGCGGCCAUUCCCUCCUCAUUUAACAUCGGAUUCAGAUAUUUUAGCAAAUGCAAAAGUGAAAAGUGAAGUUCCCUAUGGCACUUGUCAAGAUGAAGAAUCAAGCCUAGAUGUGUCAUCACCAAGGGAUGUCAAUUCUUCUGCGGUAAAAGACUGUGACAAAGCAUCUCGCAGAAAGGAUAAACAAAAACUGAAAUCAGAUGAAAAGCAGGAGAAAAGACGCAUCAAGGAAGAGAAACUUAAGAAGCUGGCUGAAAAGGAAAAAGAGCGUGAUAAGAAGCGCUCUAAACAGAAAGUGAAAAGUAGCCCAGUUACUCAUCAGGCAACUUUACAAGACUUUGCGCAGUCGGAAAGUAAUUAUAUCCCUUUGCUAUUGGAAAAAUGUGUUAGGUUCAUAGAAGAAGAAGGCCUUGACUCAGAGGGAAUUUACAGAGUUCCUGGAAAUCGAGCACAUGUAGAUCUCCUCUUCCAGAAAUUUGAAGAAGAUCCUAAUUUUGAUAUCCGUGAGCUUGACAUUCCUGUGAAUGCUGUUGCUACUGCACUGAAGGAUUUCUUCUCGAAGCGAUUGCCACCACUUUUGACACAAGAUAUGCUAGCUGAGCUUGAAGAUAUCUCUGGGGCGAGAAGAAUCAACAAGCAAGUUUCUACUGCAUACCUAAAUCUUGAAGUCAUCACUGACAGAAGCUGCCGACUGUUAGCAUUACGUGCUCUGUUGAAGAAACUUCCAGGAGUAAACUUUGAAGUGCUCAAGUUUAUAUUCCAACAUUUUGUCAAGGUCUCUGAGAACUGCAAGUUAAACAGCAUGGACUCAAAAAAUCUUGCCAUAUGCUGGUGGCCAACUCUUUUGCCGAUAGAAUUCAGUGACAUGGGAAGAUUUGAGCAGAUGAGGCCACACUUAGAAGAUAUUGUGCAGACUAUGAUUGACCAGUAUCCAUUUUUGUUUUGUGGAAAAGAAGCUUUUGUAAUGGUCUGAGACAGGUUUUAAUGCAGUGCAUAAUUUUGUGAGGGUGAAUUAAUGAUUACAAAGGUGAAAUAGCAGUGCUUUUUUUCCAGAUAAACUCAGUGUUCUUUCCGUUUGCGUAUGUCUUGUGAGCUGUUGUUGCACUACAUUGUGGUACCCUACAGAUUAAAAUAAACAAAUACACACACACACACA
Messenger RNA from Schistocerca piceifrons (Central American locust), 5671 nucleotides. RefSeq names its product rho GTPase-activating protein 190 (gene RhoGAPp190). The record is from RefSeq and is a predicted model, not a curated record. The transcript is spliced from 30 exons. Gene Ontology annotation, biological process: signal transduction. Gene Ontology annotation, molecular function: GTPase activity; GTP binding. Lineage: Eukaryota; Metazoa; Arthropoda; Insecta; Orthoptera; Acrididae. Bases 329 to 5488 code for a protein of 1719 amino acids.